Messenger RNA from Penicillium atrosanguineum, 1641 nucleotides. RefSeq lists its product as uncharacterized. The record is from RefSeq and is a predicted model, not a curated record. Gene Ontology annotation, cellular component: P-body. Gene Ontology annotation, molecular function: mRNA binding. Bases 1 to 1641 code for a protein of 546 amino acids. The transcript is spliced from 4 exons. Gene Ontology annotation, biological process: cytoplasmic stress granule assembly; P-body assembly. Lineage: Eukaryota; Fungi; Ascomycota; Eurotiomycetes; Eurotiales; Aspergillaceae.
AUGGAGAUGAACCAUUUGAUAGGUCAGCGUUUCAACCUCAUCUCCAAGAGCGAUAUUCGCUACGUCGGUACUCUCCAUGAAAUCAACCCAGAGGCCUCCACCAUCGCCCUUGAGAAUGUCCAGUCAUUUGGCACAGAAGGGCGUCGGGGAAGCUCGGGCGAUGAGAUUCCUCCUUCCUCAAGUAUCUACGAAUACAUUGUCUUCCGGGGCAGCGAUGUGAAGGAUAUUAGCGUCGCUGAAGAGGAGAAGAAGGAGGCCACACAGCCGGAACCCCCUCGUGUUCCGGAUGACCCCGCGAUCAUGAGUAACAUAUCGCGACCGGGUCCCGCCCCUGGCCUGGAGCAAGGUUCUGCUCCUGGCCUCCCUCAGGGCCCACCCCAGGGUCCUCCCCAGGGUCCUCCUCAGGGUGCUCCUCAGGCGCCUCAGGGUGCCCAGCCGACACCUCCUGGAUACCCCCAACAGCCGCAGUAUCCGCAGGGCUUCUACCCUCCCUAUGGUGGACAGCGCUUUGGACCUCCUCCCCCCUUCCCUCCUGGUCCAGGUUUCCCCAACAUGCCCUACGGUGCGCCCCAGGGAUGGUACCCACCUCCUGGCCACGGCUUCCCUCCGGGUCCGGGCCAGUUCCCUCCUCAGAUGCCCCUUGGCGGUCCUGGCCAACCCCAGCAGCGUCCUGGUCCCCCCGGCCCUGCACCUGGUCCUAAGCCUACCUCGGAGUUGCCCGUCGGUGACAAGGUCUCCAGCAUGCCAGCUAGCCGAAAUGCUACUCCUGGCGCUCAGAAUGCCCCGACCCCACCAAUUGAGUCUAAACCGUCUGUUGCUGAAGCGAUCCAAGCACCGACUGGACCUAUGGCCGCCCAGCGGAGCGGCCGCGUCGUCCCGGCUAUCCCAAUGGCUGCACCUAGACCUGCUAUUCCUAUGAACAAUGGCCCUGCUCCUGGUGCGCCCGGUAACGGUCCUGCUGCCAAUGCUACCUCUGCCGCUGCGGCCGCCGUCGCUGCUGCUAUGGCCAAACUGCCACCUCCCAGCUCUCAGCAGAGACCCCGUCAGCCCAAUAUGUCUGUUGAGGUCAUGACCCAGCAGAUGAACGAUAUGCGGCCUUACGAUAACAGUCGUGGCCGUGGUGGUCACCAGCACCGCGGUGGACGCGGAGGGCCUCGCCCCCACCCCCAGCACCAGCACAAGAAGAUCGAAGUCCCUCAAUCGGACUACGACUUCCAGACUGCCAAUGCCAAGUUCAACAAGCAGGACUUGGUCAAGGAGGCCAUCGCUACCGGUUCUCCUGCUGCUGAAGCGGAAGCUCACAGCCAUGAUGGCGAAGCUGAUAUCGGCAGCGAUAUCGGAACCGCUCACACAAUAAACUAUAACCGUGGCAGCUCUUUCUUCGACAACAUCUCGAGUGAAGCUCGUGAUCGUGAAGAGAACGCGAUCAACCGCCUAGGCGGCCGCGAGUGGCGCGGUGAGGAGGAGAAGCGCAACAUCGAGACCUUCGGCCAAGGCAGUGUUGACGGUAACCGGGGUCGGGGCCGAGGCCGCGGACGUGGCUAUGGUCGUGGCCGUGGAUACGGUCGCGGUCGUGGUUACGGUGGUUCUCGUGGUGGUCGUGCUCCCUCCUCCUCGACCGGUGUGCCCUCGCUGGGUUAG